Molecule: messenger RNA, 6338 nt
Organism: Bacillus rossius redtenbacheri
Lineage: Eukaryota; Metazoa; Arthropoda; Insecta; Phasmatodea; Bacillidae
Product: lopap-like
Exons: 5
Coding region: 265-834 (189 amino acids)
Source: RefSeq, a predicted model, not a curated record
CGCACGCUCGGCUCAGGCGAAACGUGACAAUUUUUCGUGCGUGCAGCCGGCGUUCAUCGAUUCAAAAGACGUUAUCACGUCCAAAAAGGCACGCGUGAACAGCUGAAUGUUCCCGGCGACGAGGGACUGAUCCUUGACCGACUUGUGCGCAGCGGACCAGAGAUAAGGCGCGAGGCGACAGACACCCGGCAGCGGCGCGGCCGUUAGAAGAGGCGCGCGCGCUCGACCGGCGGCUGUGCAUCUGCUUCCUGCUCCCGCCGCAGCAUGGCGCCACCGGCGGCGCUGACGGUGCUGCUCCUGGCGGCGGUGACGGCAAUCGGCGACUCCACCUGCCCGGACCGCGAGGCGCUGGGCGGCUUCGACAGCUCUGCGUUCCUGGGCCGGUGGUACGUGGUGAAGCAGACCACCAUCAACAGCAACGCCAGCAUCGAGUGCCUCAGCAUACUGGUGAAGCCCGCCGGCGAACUUCCCGGCAGGCUGGCCACCCACACGCGCUUCGUCGACCGCGCUCACGUGGCCACUCAUGUCACCCUCGGCGUACUCUUCAAGGAAGACAACUCCUCCACCAAUGGGAAGUACCUCUACUCUCGAAGAAUGUCUGCCACAGAGAGCGACAAGAAAUACUACAUUCUCGGCACGGACUACACCAACUAUGCGGUCACGUGGUACUGCUUCCCUUCAGCAGUGACUGGACAAGUCGAAGAGAUCCUGACGCUGCUGUCCCGCCGGCCGGGGCUGGACCCGGGGCUCGAGGCGCGCCUGCCCGAGGGCGACUACACGGCCGUGGCGCACGACGGCUGCGGCGGGCCUGGGGCUUCCCCCGAGGGCGCCUGAGCUGCCCCCUCGCCGGCGCCUGCACUUGCCCGCACUCCUCAGACCCUCUUCCCGUUCCCUCGUCCUCCUGGUUACCGGCUCACGCCUUUCCCGCUCACCCGUCACCCUUCCUCUUCUCCUAGCUUUCUUCCCCCCUCUGCAUCAGCCUCACCAUUCCCCCCUCUCUCCCUCACCCGCUUCCCGUUCCCUCGUCCUCCUGGUUACCGGCUCACGCCUUUCCCGCUCACCCGUCACCCUUCCUCUUCUCCUAGCUUUCUUCCCCCCUCUGCAUCAGCCUCACCAUUCCCCCCUCUCUCCCUCACCCGCUUCCCGUUCCCUCGUCCUCCUGGUUACCGGCUCACGCCUUUCCCGCUCACCCGUCACCCUUCCUCUUCUCCUAGCUUUCUUCCCCCCUCUGCAUCAGCCACACCAUUCCCCCCUCUCUCCCUCACCCGCUUCCCGUUCCCUCGUCCUCCUGGUUACCGGCUCACGCCUUUCCCGCUCACCCGUCACCCUUCCUCUUCUCCUAGCUUUCUUCCCCCCUCUGCAUCAGCCUCACCAUUCCCCCCUCUCUCCCUCACCCGCUUCCCGUUCCCUCGUCCUCCUGGUUACCGGCUCACGCCUUUCCCGCUCACCCGUCACCCUUCCUCUUCUCCUAGCUUUCUUUCCCCCUCUCUCACUCACCCACUUCCCGUUCCCUCGUCCUCCUGGUUACCGGCUCACGCCUUUCCCGCUCACCCGUCACCCUUCCUCUUCUCCUAGCUUUCUUCCCCCCUCUGCAUCAGCCACACCAUUCCCCCCUCUCUCCCUCACACGCUUACCGUUCCCUCGUCCUCCUGGUUACCGGCUCACGCCUUUCCCGCUCACCCGUCACCCUUCCUCUUCUCCUAGCUUUCUUCCCCCUCUACAUCAGCCUCACCAUUCCCCCCUCUCUUCCUCACCCGCUUCCCGUUCCCUCGUCCUCCUGGUUACCGGCUCACGCCUUUCCCGCUCACCCGUCACCCUUCCUCUUCUCCUAGCUUUCUUCCCCCCUCUCUCACUCACCCACUUCCCGUUCCCUCGUCCUCCUGGUUACCGGCUCACGCCUUUCCCGCUCACCCGUCACCCUUCCUCUUCUCCUAGCUUUCUUUCCCCCUCUCUCACUCACCCACUUCCCGUUCCCUCGUCCUCCUGGUUACCUGCUCACGCCUUGCCCUCUCACCCGUCACCCUUCCUCUUCUCCUAGCUUUCUUCCCCCCUCUGCUUCAACCUCACCAUUCCCCCCUCUCUCACUCACCCACUUCCCGUUCCCUCGUCCUCCUGGUUACCUGCUCACGCCUUGCCCUCUCACCCGUCACCCUUCCUCUUCUCCUAGCUUUCUUCCCCCCUCUGCUUCAACCUCACCAUUCCCCCCUCUCUCCCUCACCCGCUUCCCGUUCCCUCGUCCUCCUGGUUACCGGCUCACGCCUUUCCCGCUCACCCGUCACCCUUCCUCUUCUCCUAGCUUUCUUUCCCCCUCUCUCACUCACCCACUUCCCGUUCCCUCGUCCUCCUGGUUACCUGCUCACGCCUUUCCCGCUCACCCGUCACCCUUCCUCUUCUCCUAGCUUUCUUCCCCCCUCUGCAUCAGCCUCACCAUUCCCCCCUCUCUCCCUCACCCGCUUCCCGUUCCCUCGUCCUCCUGGUUACCGGCUCACGCCUUUCCCGCUCACCCGUCACCCUUCCUCUUCUCCUAGCUUUCUUUCCCCCUCUCUCACUCACCCACUUCCCGUUCCCUCGUCCUCCUGGUUACCUGCUCACGCCUUGCCCUCUCACCCGUCACCCUUCCUCUUCUCCUAGCUUUCUUCCCCCCUCUGCUUCAACCUCACCAUUCCCCCCUCUCUCACUCACCCACUUCCCGUUCCCUCGUCCUCCUGGUUACCUGCUCACGCCUUUCCCUCUCACCCGUCACCCUUCCUCUUCUCCUAGCUUUCUUCCCCUAUUCACCUUACACUUUUCUCUUCACUGUUCAAUCUUCGGCCACCUCCCUUUCUAUUCCCCGAGCUAUUUUCCCCCUCUAUGGGCGUACAUCAGCCUCUCCCUUAUCCCAGACCCCGUGUCACUAUAUAUAUAUAUAUAUAUAUAUAUAUAUAUAUAUAUAUAUAUAUGUAUAUAUAUAUGUAUAUAUAUAUGUAUGUAUGUAUAUAUAAUCCAGUUCAUGUGGCUACAACAUCUACCAAGUUCCACUUAAAUAAAACUAAAACAUAUGGUAAUGAUAAAUAUAUAUAAUUUAAUUGUCUAUAAAUAAAGCCAAAAUAAAAUACAAAUAUUAUAACAAAUUAAUAACUAUAAAACCAUGCUACAAAAGUAAAGAUAGUGUUUGAAUAAGUAAAUGCUUUUAUUUUCCUUUAAUUUCAACUUAUUAAUAAAUAUGAAACUGUCAUGUAAUCCAAUAACUUUUUUAAAAAAUUCUCUGUUCUGUUAUGUUUUAAUCAGCAAAAACUAGCUGGAAACCAGUUAAGUUGGCAACACUGCUGUGCUUGCACGCGUACACCCCAGUGUGACGGUCGGAAGAGCCAUGUCCAAUAUUACGGGCGUGUUGUUUUCAUAACAGAGUAAACAGCAAACAAAAGCUUUCUCUCUCCCCCUCACACACUCAGACUCAGGUACGCCUAAAGACACGCAGUAGCGCAUACCUGCGAGAUGUUAUCGCAUGUGCAACGUUAUAUAAUGAUAAUCUUUAAGACCACGUCUAGAAUGUUAUACCGCCAUGAUGCUAAUUUACAUCUGGUGAUGCAUCCAAAGACUGCACACCACUACAGAAGGUAGGCGUAGGUACUUCAGUAAAGAACCGCGGAAGAUCUUUCAUGUAGAGUUGCCCGAUUCCAUUACACAUUUAUUAGUAGAGGUUAUACAGUAUAAGGCUUUUGCUGCUGUAACAAAGAUUGCACUAUAUUAAAUAAACAUCAAUAUUCUUUAACUCUAAUUAUAAGAAUUGUUAAUAAUAGGUAGGCAUUUCAAUAUUCAAUAAAUUGUUUGUUAUUGAUAAAAUGUUAUUAAUAAAGUUAUGCACUUAAAACUGUUUAUAGCUGAAUAGUCAUAUUAUCUUUGUCGGACUUAGAUAUUUAAAAACAAAUUAAUAGUUAUGUUUUUUCAUGGAGUUGCAUCUGAGCAAGUGCUUAAUAAAUUAUUAAUAAAUAUCUCUACGACAAUCUGUCUCUUCAUGAAGAAAGCGCUCAGUUGUUACGACUGAAAACCUUUGAUGCCAUAUAAUCUAUGUCUUGAAAAAUGUGGCAGCGGAUUUUCUUUCUUUCUUUUCUUUUUUUCCCCCCAAAAUAAUAAAAAUCACAAGGAUACGAAAGCUCCUGCUUCUUUCGAACUGUGAGAUAGGCAGAAUGCGAAGCAUACCUUCUGUUUUGGAUGCCUACAUACAAGCAUUCACUUUAUCAAGUCGUGAAAUAUCACUAUCUGUCGCUUUCUUUAUAAACUCCAUGGUACCAAGAAUAUUCCUGAUCGUUACUGCAUGCAAUGUAACGACAGGAAAAAUGCCAUGCACAUUUCCUUUCAGGUUAGACAAACGUUUGAUUAAAUGUUUGUUUAAAAUUGUAACCUUUAAUAUAAUGGUGUCUGAAGUGAUUUCAAUUGUAUUUAUACCUUAAAGUAAACAAUAAAACAUUUACACACAUGCAUCACCUGGGACCCUCUCGCACCGUAAGCCGGUGUGCGUCCUACUACACUACGCAGGUUGGCAACCUUUGAGCCACCAGAUCCGACAAAUAUGACAAUUCUCACAAUUCAUAAAUAAAGACUUAACCAUAGCUGACCACAUAGUUGUCUGUAUAUGGAAUUUGAAGCUUCUGCAAAAUUAGUUAUUUUUGAGUUUAUGAACACAAAUGUGUGACAUGUAAUUUUACAACACACCAAGGAAGGGUUAGCGCUAGCAUGACAGAACACCCCUUAAAAUAAAAUAGUGCCAAGAGCGCACUGCAUUUCCAACCUUCUUCGAUGUUACUUUUGUAUGGUGUUGAACUGCAUGAGUGCCAGCAGGUAGGUGAAGACGUACCCGACCAUCGAGGACAGUGUAGGGAGCUGGAGGUCGAAGAACCCUCCAGCGGUGAAGAGCAUGUCUUCCUCCCCAACCUGCUGGUACAGAGCUCUGAGCAGGCGGAGGGACUCCCCGUCCAGCCCGGGAUCCAAGAGCAGCUCCAGCAAGGUUACCUUCGUGCUCUUCAGCUCCUCGGACACCAGGUCGCACGCGCAGAUGGGGGCGACAGCGUUCGCCAAGUACAGCACGGCCCACAGCAGCAGGUUGACCAGCGAAAACAUCCCGUCGCUGACGUCGCUGAACUGCGAUGGUCUGAACUUGAGCUCCAGCACAUAGUGCAAGCACAUCGUGGUGUUCGUGAAAGAAACUAGGAUGCAUGCCAACGUGCGCACUCCGCACGCCGAGUUUAUGCACGACGUGAUUAGCUUCAGCUUGCGAUAAAGCUGCGGCAUCGGAGUCAGGAUCGCGGUUGGUCACCCAGGCUCCAGCAGUACACCUGGGGGGAUCGUGUUAGAACCACCGGUAGUGACCCUUGGGCAACGUCUCGCACCGGAGUCUCCGUUCGCGCCCGCUACUCUGGUGGUCCUCACCGAGCCACGGCAGAGUCCAUGUAGCCUGUUGUUGAAGAUGUUCAGCUGCUGACGCACCAGCAGGACGAGGCUGACGUAGUUGGCCGUCCCUGUGAAGAUGAUCAGGUCCCUGAAGUUGAGGAAGUGCAUCUCCACGGACGACAGGCCCAGGACGCUGUCGCUGCCGCGGAAAGAGAAGCUGACGGCCAACGCCACGACGGUGAACACCAGCGCCAGGACGCCCGCGGAGCGUCUGGACCACAUCUUGUAGCUCUCGGUCGGGCGCGCCACCAGCACCUGGUCCACCUCCACGAAGGUCUGCAGCAUCCUCUCCCUGGUGCGUCUGUGCAUGCACGCGCCCGCCAGCCCCACGACCGCGCAUGAGAACUCGGCGUUCAGGUUGACGAACGUGGACACGGAGAAGGUCUGUGUCGAGGCGUGCUGCCCGAAGUAACCGCACAGGUGCAGUGCGUGAACCGCUAUAAUCACUGCUAUGAGGACCACGGUGUAAACGGUCGCUGGAACUGAUCGCUGGAGUCUCAGAUCCCUGAUGCCGCUAUUCUUCAAUGCUGUAUUUAUUUGGAAAGUUUCCAUCCCUGCUAGUCUGGUAUACAUCCGGAGGCCCUUCAGACACUCAGAAAACUCUACUAUGGCUUGAGGUUCCAUCAUGCCUAAAAGAAAAUGCACAUGCCAGUAAUGCGAAAAAUGGUCACCCUAAAAGAUUUUAAAUUUAACUUCAAGUACUUAAAACUAUAAUCAGAAAUUCGUUAUUGUGUGUUACAUAUUCUGCUUAUAUUUAAAUUGUGGACACUAAAUUUUUUCAUAGGGAAAGUGGAAAGAGCAUGUUACAUCUUUAAUUAUUAUCAUUUGUCUUGCUGAUUUUCUAAAAUCUGUAACAUACGAUUUCAUUAAUUUUAUUUUUUUAUAAUAAAUGUAUUUAAGCUAUCAGUAAA